Fragaria vesca subsp. vesca is the source of this 666-nucleotide messenger RNA. RefSeq names its product 39S ribosomal protein L47, mitochondrial-like. NCBI's taxonomy places the organism in Eukaryota, Viridiplantae, Streptophyta, Magnoliopsida, Rosales, Rosaceae. Gene Ontology annotation, cellular component: mitochondrial ribosome; mitochondrial large ribosomal subunit. Bases 65 to 487 code for a protein of 140 amino acids. The record is from RefSeq and is a predicted model, not a curated record. The transcript has 4 exons. Gene Ontology annotation, molecular function: structural constituent of ribosome. Gene Ontology annotation, biological process: mitochondrial translation.
CCGCAGAGCCUCUUAGCUCUCGUUCGCCGCCGAAUCGCCGCCGUCCAUCUCCACAAGAUUAUCGAUGAUGAUGCUGUCGAAGUAUUUCCGGCGAACAUUGUUUUCUGCAGCCAAAUCUGAAGGUUCUGGUGCUGCUUCUAUGGCUAGUACGACGGCCCAUAACCCACUUCAUGAUCUGUUUGAAAAAGAUAGGAAGCCUGAUGAUGAAAAGCCUGUAUAUGGUCGAAGUUGGAAGGCACCUGAACUGCGUUUGAAGUCUUGGGAUGAUCUCAAUAAGCUAUGGUUUGUUCUGCUUAAAGAGAGAAACAUGCUGAUGACUCAACGUCAGAUGCUUCACGCACAAAAUCUUCGUUUUCCUAAUCCUGAGCGCCUUCCCAAAGUGCGGAAGUCAAUGUGUCGUAUCAAGCACGUACUCACUGAGAGAGCAAUUGAUGAACCUGAUUCCAGGAGGUCUGCUGAGAUGAAGAGGAUGAUAAAUGCGUUGUGAUAGCCUCUACACCCAGGCUUAGCAUUUUCUUCUCGCAUGUAGGACUUGUGGUGAUCCAAAUUAAAAGGUGCACACUUGUAAUAUUUGAUAAGUCUCUGGUGGCUUUAUUUUUUUGUUUUGAUGAACUCUUCUUCUGGUGACUUCGUUUCUUUGAGCAAAAUAAUGUAUACAAUUUCUUA